UAGGUGGCAGGCUUUUAGUUACACGUGGCACUAUUCGAGACUGACCAGGGGGCACGAGACCAAACGCAAGAGCUUGUAGAAAGCUAUAAGUAGCUUACUUCUAAGAAGGCCAGCGCAGAGGAGGAAGUGAAUGGUUUGUAGAGCUUUGAAAUGGCUAAUAGAGCUACAUCUGCUAUGAGCCGAGUAGAGGGGUUGGUUGAUAAAGUGAAUGAGCUGAAAGAAGAGCUUGAGAAGGCUCAAGUAGAGAGAGAGAAAGAGAGAGAGAGUGGAAUCUCAACCGCCAAACAAGAGGUGAAGCAUGCUAAAGAGUGCGCAAUGAGGGCUGAAGCGAAAAGGGAUAACGCUAUAAACAAGCUAAACUCCUUGAGAUCGAGAGUGGCCAAGGCUAAUCAAGAACUUGGGCAUGUGCAAAUGGCGAUGAAUGAAAUGAAAACGUCAUUUUGACAUUCGAUUGACAUUGCUUGUGCCUAGGGGGCUCAAUGGCUAGUUGACUCAAACGCGUUUUAGGAUGCUAUGGGUAUUGCAUCGAUGACCACAAUGAUGUAAGUGAGCCUAUUGAGUUGAACCCAUUAUGAAUGUUGGGCUUGCUCCCUAACAAUUCCUUCUUCCUUUUUCUCUAUCGUCGUGUUUCAUAUUUCGUCAUUAUCUUUCUCACCAUGAAAUUGUAAGAAAGAAAGAAAUGAUUGAAAGUAUC
This is a messenger RNA of Rubroshorea leprosula, 694 nucleotides long. The record is from the annotation of a GenBank genome assembly. Lineage: Eukaryota; Viridiplantae; Streptophyta; Magnoliopsida; Malvales; Dipterocarpaceae.